Acanthoscelides obtectus is the source of this 4817-nucleotide messenger RNA. Lineage: Eukaryota; Metazoa; Arthropoda; Insecta; Coleoptera; Chrysomelidae. The record is from the annotation of a GenBank genome assembly.
UGGCAGCAACCGGUUGAAUUAAAAGGACAGAUGUCUGGUCCACCGGUGGCACCGGUUGCUCAACCGGUGAAUUAAAAAAUACACCAAACUUGAAGACUUGUGACCAUUCUGCUCUGCAUCGUUUUGUGUUGUGAAAUCGUUGAAUUUAGUGUUGAACUCCUGAAGUUUUUUUACAUUUGUUUUUGUGGUCUUGUACUUUACAAUGUCCUGUAGAGUACCUCAUAUAGAUACAAUUCCAAAAAAGGAUAAUAGCUCAGAUUAUUUGAAAAAAGCGCAUCACUUCUAUGAGCAGUCAAACUUCCCAAAAGCCUAUAAAUAUUUUGUGCAAUACUUCGAAAGUCUUAACAGCAUUUCGGAUGUUUCCCCUGAGGAUCAGGGGAUAUUUACAGGAGUUGUAACUAAAAUUGCCACAGUGCUUGAAGAAACUGAUGAUGUUGAAGAACUUCUCAAGUGUUACUUACAAACAAUUAAUUUAUUUCCUGACAAUUAUUUCAUCUUAAACAGUCUUGGUGCUUAUAUGUUCAAAUUAGGAGAAAAUGAUAUUGCAAAGAAAUAUCUAGAACUUGCAUUGGAAUCACAUCCAUAUUUUUUGCCUGUAAAAAGGAAUUUAUUGCAUUUGAGUUGGAAUGAAAUGCCAAGGUGGCAUUUCAGAAUGAUGAAUGAUAGGCUGAGAAAUCAGGCAUAUGAUAAGGCAAUUACGUCACUUAUUAGUAAAGGGUACAAAAAUGCUAUUGACAUAGGGGCUGGAUGUGGUUUACUAAGUUUGAUAGCAUCUAAGAAUCCUGAAGCCUCAGUUGUAGCGAUAGAAGAAAGUAAAACUCUUGCCAGAAUGUGUAAAGAUGUAUUGAUAGAGAAUAAUGUUAAAAAUGUUGUAAUAAUGAACUGUUAUUCCACAGAUAUCAAAGAACCAUUGGGUAAAUGUAACCUGAUAGUGACAGAAACAUUUGACGUUGCUCUCUUUGGAGAAAGAGUCCUAGAAAGUAUUCAUCAUGCACUUAGUACCUUGAAAACAGAAGACGAUUUCAAAGUAGUGCCUGCUAGAGCCAAAGUGUACAUAACAGGAAUAUCAUGUCCACAAUUGUAUUCAAAAUAUCAGUAUUUACCAAAACCUUCUUUGCAACGACUACAUUUGGAUAACUUAUGUGUAUCUCAACUAGAAUGGAAACCAUAUGAGGGAGAGUAUCUUGCUGGAAGAAAUUAUAGGUUUGUCACAGAUACCCAAGUGCUUUUUGAAGUGAAUUUUUCAGAUCAAGAGCAGAUUAACAAACUUCUUAGUAGCAAAUAUGAACACGAGGUUCAGCUAAAAUGCAAUGAAGGAGUCGUCCAUGCUUUUGUAAUAUGGUUUGACUUGUAUCUAGAUGAAGAUACAUGGAUAACUACAAAUCCCAAUCAUGAAAAUUGUGCCAAGUGUUGGGAACAAGCAAUUAUAUAUAUUGAUCAUAGCAAAUAUCUAAAAGAAGGAGACAUGUUAAAUUUGGAAGUUUCCAUGGAAGAUUGUAGACUGAGUGUCAGAACUUUAGAUGAAGGACCAACUCAUGACUGUUUCAAAGUAUCCAAGGACAUAGUUACCAUUUUAAAUGAUCAAAAGCUUGUGGAUACUUAUAUAUCUGUAGCAGAUUUAUUUAAAGACAGGCAGUUAGAUGUAAUGGACCUCACCCCAUUCCCCUUGGUAGGAUUUCUCUUAGCUAAAAAUGGCUGUCGAGUGUUCCACAGUAUGAGAAAUAAACUCGAUCAAGACUUUUUUGAUUACAUUCUUCGCGUUAAUUCCAUAUCACCAGAACGAUUCGUAAUGUUACCUGAGGGCGCAAGAUGCAUUGACCCAGAAUUCGUCAAACCAAACAGUUUGAUAUUGCAUGACGUUAUCGACACUGACGGAUACUUGGAAAGCAACUUUUUCCGUACAGAUUCAUUGGAGCCCGCUAUAGUACUCCCCGUAACUGCCUUAGCAGUCGCCAUGAUGGUUUAUGCACCAUACAUUGAUUGCUGUAAUAAGGUUAAUGAUUCCAAUACGUUGGGUUUCAAGACAGCAAAACAUAUGAAUCAGUAUUCGGGAGAUGAACAUCCCAACAUUGAAGAUCUGGUUUAUGAGCAACGUACGGAACGCGUCGUUUUCACAUUGGAAGAUGGUGUUAAAGUAAUGUCUGUCACUGCCGUAAAUACUGGCCUUGUGAAUGCAGUGUAUUAUUGGUACGAAAUGUAUUACUCUGACAAAAUCAAAUUCUCUACUUUGGAUAGCAGCCAUUACAAGAAAACCUGCUAUUUUAUGAAAGAGACAAAAUACGUGACGAAAGGAGAAAAUUUGAGUAUAGAGUGUCACGUUGAAGAUUCAGUGAUGAAGAUAACAGAAGGCACUGGACAAAGUUACAGUGAAUGACAUUUGAAAUAAAUGCAAUGCAUGGUAAAUGAUACAAAGGCUGCGACAUACCUUAUAUUAAAAAUAACACGAAAACUAAUUUAUAAGCAUAGAAUCAAAAUUCACUCAAGCGAGGUACAGGGAGUGGGAGUUGUAUUACCGUUAACGUUUGCCUUUCUUGAUAUUCAAGUCAAUGAAAUAAAUGUCAAGUGAGUGACAGUAACAUUGAUUGUCAAAACUCCCUAAUACCUCGCAAUUUUCUACAUGUAGUGAUGCCAACAUAUGCAGUUUAUAUUCAUUCUUUCAGGAAGCUUGAUCACUGGUGCAGAACUAAGGCUUCACUGUCUUAAAUAUAUUGUCCUCGCCACUAACUUUUCCUGUAUGUCUAAAACAUUUUUAGUCGAGUUUUUCUUUUGGAGAAAAUUAAAUUGAUGUUUUAGGUGCAAUCCGAAUUUUUCCGUGAAUUAAGGCACAUGAGAAAAUCUUCCUAUUUCACUUUGCCCAUAGCAUUUCCAUCCUCAAACUUUUACAUAAAAAAUUAUCUGAUAAAACCCCUUAAAAUAAAUUUAUGGGUCAAAACUAAAAUUCCCCGAUCUGACUUGGUGGGACAUAAUCUUGAAACGAGCUUAAUUUUUUUCCUGAAAAGUACCUCUGGAGGCAUUAAGCUCUGUGAAAUUUCGGGAUCUUAGGUCGAACCGCUCGGUUUGGAGCCGCCCUCAAAGUUUGUGUGUUUGUAAAAAAUGUGGAUUUUAGCGUUUUGGGAAGCAUUAGACCCCGUAAUUUAUUCCGUACAAGGAACUCAAAAUUGACCAACCUAUCCCUCUAUAGCUCUCCUUUAACUUGGUCGAAUAGGCCUUGGAUUCAAUUUUCAAAAUUUCUGACAAAAAUUGGCCAUUUUCAUCAUAUUGGACAGCGGAUCAUGUCUAAUAUAAGGCCUAAGGACUGAAAAAUCUCAAAUACUUAGGUCGAGCUGUACUCUCAGGAGAUGCGUUCUAAGUUCAAGAACAUUUCCAUUUUCUCGCUACUCUCUUUAUCGUAAAAAGCGUUAAGCCUCGCAAUAUAUGACUAUUCGAAGUAAAAUUGUUCGGAGAAUUAAAAAGGGCUUCCAAAUUUAGAUCUGCUAAUGCGUUCGGUAGAUUUAGUGUAUUUUAAAAAAUUUUCGUUGUUUCAUUGGGCUGACAAUUCCAAAACACGUCCACAAAAUUUUUUUUUCAUAAAGUAGGAUGAUCAAUCAAUCACUCUAUAUGAGUUGGAGUUUGUUCCCGGAUCUCUAAAUUGGCCGAAUUGGUCAUUUAAAUGAGAUUUCAGAUCAUAAUUGUUGUUGAUGCCUAAAAUAAAUGACAUUUCGUCUUUAAUUAGUGUAAAUAAAAGCAGCAACAUUACUGCUUUUAUACUCUGCAAAAAAAUUACUGCCUUUUAUCAUAGUUUCCAUAAUCUAUUGAUGUUAUUUUUUCAAAGCAAAAACUCAAUAAUGCAGAAUUUUACUUUAUUAUUAUAUAAUUUAUUCAUAUUGAAAUACGUACAUAAAUGGCACAAAAGUAAACAUAUUCAACAUCUAAUAAUUCAAUUUAAUAAUUAUAUGAUUACAUGUAAUAAUAACAUUCAACAAAAAUUAUUAUAUAAAUAAACUAAAAACAGCAUGUUUUCCUAUAUGUUAAGUUAACCGAAGAUUAUUUUUCAAAAUUAUAAAUACUUAUUUACAAAUAGAAUUAUUACUGAAAAAAUUAAAUAAGUAAACAGAAUAGGUAUAUAGGUAUAUAGGUCAAAAAGGCAGUACUUGUACCUUACAGAGAUUAAACAGUAUAGUUUGAAGGCUUUUUUAUUUUGAUAAAUUGAUUUGUUUUUAUGUUUAUGGGAGAUUUAGUUAAUAUGAAAUAUUUGGCAAACUGAAAUCUAACUAUUUUUGUUAAACAACGUGAUCAAUGAUAUAUUUUUACUUGUUAUCAUAAAAUACUUUUUUUACCAAACCUUUAAACUUUGAGCGCGACUCCACUCCAAACCGUCCGUCCUAGUACCAUUAAUAUUACAGAGCUCAUGCCUCCAUGGAUACAUUCCAGACAAAAAAAAUGAGCCCGAUUUAAGAUAUGACCCGUCAAUAUGCGAUUUAAUAACCUAUAAAAAAUAUUCGUAUAAAUACAGGUUCGGAAAUACAACUUUAACGCCAUGAAUCUGGCAAUAGAGCGUAUUUUUACGAACUAUUCAAAUUAUUUCUCAAUAUAUCUUCUAUUUUAGAGAUAUUGCAAUUGGUUUUUGAAUUAUUAUGGUAACCCGAUUUUUUAAAAUCUUACUAACUGCACGUAUUUAUUUUCAAUUUCAUUCAGUGUAACUGUAUUCCGAGGUUAAAACUCUCAUGUACUCCACUAGUUGUACAAAAAUACUUUGUAUAUAACUCUUAAGACUAUACUUUAUUAUUUAAUGUUAAAGGUUUUUAAAGGUAGUUGUAAAUAAAAAUGAACACUAUCGA